GGCGGAGGGAGAGGGGGGAAGAAUUUCGAUUUUUAAUUACUACCAUUAAAAAAAUCAAAUUUGCAAUUCUUUGGGUGGCCUGAUGGAUUCCCUGAUUGACAGCCGGAAUUGACACUCUGGGUACCUCUUAUCUCGGGCAUUUACGGCAAUUUCUAAUUGCAGGUAGUUUGUGGGGUUUUUUCAGCGCUUUGGCUCGCAUGGGAACCGAGCGAUUACUUCAAGAGGCCCGGGUUAAGUGCAGGCAGGGAGAGAAUUCAAUCCACAUUCAAAUUGCUUCAUUAAAGAGACGCAGCUUUUGUUGCGAAGGAUUUAAAUGGCCACUAGAAAGUUCUUAUUUAUUGUUUUGAGGCGGUUUAUAUAGGGUGCCCCGCGCUCGCCCGGCGCAUGGAGCCGCAGCCUCCCUCUCCCGCUCUCUCCCGCAAGGUGAUGCCGCCGGAGCCGCUGCCCAAGGGAAGCAGCGCCCGUUGCCUGGACCCGCACGCCCGCGCCAUGGUGAACAACCUCAUCUGGCACGUCCGCUGCCUGGAGUGCUCCGUGUGCCGCACCUCGCUGCGGCAGCAGCACAGCUGCUACAUCAAGAACAAGGAGAUCUUCUGCAAGAUGGACUACUUCAGCCGGUUUGGUACAAAGUGUGCCCGCUGCGGCCGGCAGAUCUACGCCAGCGACUGGGUGCGGCGAGCGCGGGGCAAUGCCUACCACCUCGCCUGCUUCGCCUGCUUCUCCUGCAAGCGGCAGCUCUCCACCGGCGAGGAGUUUGGCUUGGUGGAGGAGAAGGUGCUGUGCCGGAUUCACUACGACACCAUGAUCGAGAACCUCAAGCGAGCGGCGGAAAACGGCAACGGGAUCACGCUGGAGGGGGCUGUGCCCUCAGAGCAGGACAGCCAGCCAAAGCCGGCCAAGAGGGCCCGCACCUCCUUCACCGCCGAGCAGCUGCAGGUCAUGCAGGCACAGUUUGCUCAGGACAACAACCCCGACGCACAAACGCUUCAGAAGCUGGCGGACAUGACGGGGCUGAGUCGGAGAGUCAUUCAGGUUUGGUUUCAAAACUGCAGAGCCCGCCAUAAAAAACACACCCCCCAGCACACGGUGCCGCCCUCGGGAGCCCCCCCGUCCCGCAUCCCUUCCUCGCUCUCCGAUGACAUUCACUACUCGCCCUUCAGCAGCCCGGAGCGGGCCCGGAUGGUGACGCUGCACGGAUACAUAGAAAGUCAGGUACAGUGUGGACAAGUGCACUGUAGACUUCCCUACACUGCUCCACCAGUGCACCUCAAAGCAGACAUGGAAGGACCACUAUCUAAUAGGGGUCAUCCUCUUUCAGUACUGACUGCGCGAACUCUUCCUCAUCUGCCCAUGGCGCUACCAGCACCACUGCCCCUCAGCCGCUGAAACGCAGCGUCCGGCCCGAGGCAACUGUUAUCAGUCAUGCAGGAGACACUCAGAUCCAGCAUUCUCAGUUAUUUCCAUUGACCAGCACCUAACAUCCACUAUUAUUUCUCCAGCGACACUCUGUGUAUGUGUGUGUUGAGUGCAGAGUUACAUUUUUCACUUGUUUCUUGUGGACUUGUAGAAUGACCGUGAGUCUCUCCAAGGCAAUGCCAGCCACAGUCAAAAUUAGUGACUCUACUGUGCUUGCAAAUCUUGCUCCCAAACCCAUGGGAAUAUGAACAAACCAGAACGUGCUGAGUCUCGGGGGGGGUCGAUGAUCACCUCUGGGUAUAAAGGAAGGAGGAAUUUACGUGGUUUGGCCUGAUUCUCUUUUUGCACCAGUGAAGCGCUGUCGGUUCCCGGACAUCCCUCCUUAUCUCCACUUGCAUGUGUGAAAUCUGAAAUGGGCUUUUUUGGCUCAGCAACUCGAUAUAUACACAGACCUUCCUGAGCCAAACUCGCGGGUAGCUGAGACUCCACUAAGUGGAAAACACGAUGCCAGCUGGAAAUAGGCAGUUUUUCUUCCUCAAAGUGCUUUAGAAUCACAUGUCCUUUGAUUUACUCUAAGGUAAGUGAAUCUUAGUGUUUUUCCCCCCAUUUUAUAGGAGGGGAAACAGAGAUGUCCUAAACUGAGAGGAACCGUGGGGAUUGGUGGCAGAGCCAGGUUUAGUACCCUGAAGUUUUUGAUUGCUGACUUGUUCUUAGAGCACUGAAUAUCUCUCUCCUCUCACAGCCAUCUACCAAAUCUUUUCUUUUUUUUUUUUUUAAUAUUUUUUUAUUCUUGUUCUUUAUUAACAAGCUACUUUAUUUCCUUGGAGUCACAUUGGGUCACAAAUGGGUGAUUUCAGAAUGUACCUACAUGAAACUCUUAGAUGCUCCAUACUCUGGGACUGGGAAAUCCUCAACGGAAACUGACCGUAAAGGUGUAGAAAUGUUCUGCCCUGGUGUGGACCCCAGUUCAGUGAGUGGACCCAGUGGGGUAGAAAUCAGAGGCUGGUUAAAAAAAGAGGAGAGGCACAGUAAGGCCAGCAGGAGCGGUCGCUAGCUGAGGGGACAGCAGCCUGAUGGCUUGUUCCUUUAUCUGGCAGCACUUCUCUGGUUCCCUCUGCCCUCCUGUUGUUCUCCCUGGCUGGAGCACGGCCGAAGGCACAGCCCGGGAGGACUCAGCAAAGGAAGUGCUCAGCAGCCUGGCCCCAAAUCAGGAAAAAAAAAACUCCAAAAUGAUUCUUCAUUGACGGUAAUAACACAAAGUAAACAAGGAACCUUUGCCAACCCUUCUCAGUUUGCACCGAGCCAAGAGCAGGUCUGUAACAAACCUCUCUCCACGCGAGCACACGGGCCUGUCUCGCUGCUGAGUGUCUGCGCGGCCGCGUUCCCAAGAAUGUGAAAGCCCUACCAUGAGCCACAGUUAGUGCGUAACGUGACCGAGCUGUGCCCGAGGAGCAGAAGACAGCAAUCCAUCCGUUGCAUAACUUGUUUUUAAUCCAGGCUGUAGAUCCACGUGAUUUUUUUUCUCUCUGGGAGAUCCUGGAUCAAUCUCCAAGGCUGGCCGGGUGGACACCGUCCCGCUGGUUCGGCCAGCCUGUGUUGUACACGUGGCAAACCUUCUGGCCGUGGCACCGAGGGCUGGCCACCCUGACCACACAGGGAAUGGCGUGAGGAGACAUGGAUGGCUGCUGAGGUGGCCACCAAGAGCUCUUGGUUUGAGAAGUAACUGAGUACAAGCUUGCAUUGGUAUUUGUUGGAAUAUAUAUAUGCACACGCUUACACACCUCUGUGUGUGUGUGUGUAUAUAUAUAUAUUUUGAGAACAGCGAGAGAAAGAGAGUGAUGGUAAUACCUUGGACAGUUAGGCCAGUAUUUUGUCUAAUUGCAGCCAGCACCUCUGUCCUCAAUUUAAAAUAACAUUUUAAAGGAGGGAGGAAAUUAAGCCUGCAAAGUAUUGUCACCUCCUGACAUGACUGGAACCACCACUGCAGGAGCGUCCUCCUCGGGGAGGGGACAGUCACAGGCUGCUCCCCUUGCAGUCACUUUUCUCCUUGCCUGUAGCAGGGAGCACAGGACAAGGGCUCCCUUUGUUGGGAGUGGUGGAGUGUUUGUAAUCAGGAGGUUGAGGUGGAUCAUGGUGUCCACAGGCAAUAGCCUUGAGGUGCUGGUGGUGGUCAGCAGGGUCACCGGGGCCCAACUUUCUUCUCCGUUUUUGCUCGUGCGUCCUAAUGACUGUUUAGUUGUGGAAUUAGCGGGAUAAACGAGUGGGUAGCUAUUUCAUUUAAGACUGAAGGAGAGACUUUGGGCUGUAGCUUGACCUGACAUCCCACAGUACUUGAGAUUUCCACAGCUCUUUUGUUGAGGGAGAAAAUGGUUUGAUGCGUUUCUUGUCUGUCUCGGCGGUGCAAUGAAAGGGGGAAAAUAGAAAAUGUGUAUCUGCUAAAUAUCAACUUAGUUACUGGUCAAAAAAACCACCACCCCACUUGUGAAAUGUACUGUAUAUCCAUGUUUUUCUAACUGAUGCCACUGACAGGACCCGAGUGCAAAGCAGGGGGCAGGGAGCGUAGGUGCUUCUCUCCAGGGGACCCGUGGGGCGAAGGGCCCCGCAGAGGGGCACCUUCCCCCAUAAGUAGCCAGGAGCAGCUUUGCUAAUUCAGAAAUCAGGCUCUGUUUAUAUUAAGCCCAAAUUGUUUGCAAAAACUGGAAGCAAUUCAGCUUGUGCAGUUUUAGAGCUAAUUAUGUGUAUGGAAAAUACUCAACUGUACCAAGAAUGUAAGAAAUCCUCUAAUUUAUUCAAUACAUUGUUUCACAACAUAUUUCACACUGACUGUUGCCACUGAACCAAACCUUAUCUCAGGUCAUUUGCAUUCAUCUCCUGUCUGUAGAUUAAAAAAAAAAAUAAAAUUAAAAUAAUUCUCAUUUUCUUAGUUUAUUCAGUAAUUGCCAAAUGGGUUCUGGUGCAGCAAUGCAGACUCCAUGUACUAAACUUUUCCAGUUGCUAUUUACAAAACCUUUUGCAGACAAAAAAAUCCAAUGAAGAUAGCCAGUGGAAGGCUUUUCACUCACGUUUAAUAAGGUAACUAAAUAUGGCUAGGCUCUGGAAGUGGAAUGGUUUACAGUUUUAUUACCAAUUCUUUCUUUUUCGGCUCACGCUGGUUAACCCCAAUGCCCGAGCUAAAGGUGCUUACACAACUCACUAGUUGGGACAGGGGAGUGGGAACCAAUCCUGCACUAUCAGUGAUAUAUCUGUAGGAUGCCAACCAUAGACACAUCCGUUUGAUUUCAUCCACCAAUCAUUUUGUUGUAGCAUGUUGCAAUUCUGCAUGUCUUGGCUACAAUGGUUAAAAAAAAAAAAAAAUUCUCUGAAUGAGUGGACAGUCAAGACUAAUAUUUAUUUUAAAAAAGUAAAACUAAAUUGUAAGCACUUUUUUGUAAAACCAAUGUCUGUUUUGUUACAUACUUUUAAUGUUGUGCUUUGUAAAUGUCUUAUUUGUGUAAUAAAUAAAGUUAAUGCAAGUAGAA
Messenger RNA from Calidris pugnax (ruff), 4934 nucleotides. RefSeq names its product LIM homeobox 6 (gene LHX6). The transcript is spliced from 8 exons. Gene Ontology annotation, cellular component: nucleus. Bases 385 to 1386 code for a protein of 333 amino acids. Gene Ontology annotation, biological process: regulation of transcription by RNA polymerase II; forebrain neuron development; neuron differentiation. Gene Ontology annotation, molecular function: RNA polymerase II transcription regulatory region sequence-specific DNA binding; DNA-binding transcription factor activity, RNA polymerase II-specific. NCBI's taxonomy places the organism in Eukaryota, Metazoa, Chordata, Aves, Charadriiformes, Scolopacidae. The record is from RefSeq and is a predicted model, not a curated record.